CGGUCCUCUACGCUAAAACGAACAGCAGCUGUGCGCCUCCAACACUUCGGAUCAAUCUCUAGGGGAAUCUUGCUCCGUUUUGCUCAGACAAUCGGCAACACAAGUAGUAAACGCGCUUCUUUUCGGAGUGCGCUCCCUACCAUCCGUGGCUACACAACGAGAACGUAACCCCCGCGAAGACAGGUGGCAACACCACCGUGCGCUAGACUCCUAGACUCGGACGCUUAACGAGAGUGUAACUGCAGUUGGCGGCCGACUUGUGCACGGCACACGGGAACGCGGAGAAACGCGCUUGUUCCGACUCGCGGCAGAUUCGGGGGAAAGAGAUCCAGAGAGAAAGAGAAAUGAGAAUCAUAAUUCUAGUCGCAUUCGUCGUGGCCAUCCUCGCGGUUGCCUCGGCCCAGGAUUUCAGGCACUUCUUCGCGGGAUUUAGUCCGUACUCUCAAAUCGCAGUAAUGAGAGACCCAAGAUCGAACAGAGGUCCGAUAUUAUUCCCACCUGGACCGCCACCCAAUUCGGCCGACACCAGCGGCGUCGUUGUAGGCGCGAGCGGAUAUGGAUUCGUGCCGCCACACACAGGUUACAUCUACUUCGUCUACUAGAUGAUGAAUGAACGACAAAGUGACAGAAGACGACAACUUGAGGAAAAUGGUGGGUCAAGGUUUCGGACACGUCACGGCUCGCGGACUCCAAUCGGAAAUAAAUGAUAAACUCACAUCAGCAGUGCGCGCGGUCGUUGAAGGAAGGACGAAUCUCUACAGCAGUAGACUUUGUGCAAACGCAUUUAACAGCACACACGCGUGAGAAACUCGUCUAUCUUCCGUGAACUCUGCGCGCGGGAAUUACGUAAAGUUUUUCUCAGGACUUAUAUUAGCGCAAUACAAAUAGUUAUCAACGUUUUGAGAUACAAUAGCAAGAAUCGUACCUAAAUUACGUAGUAAAUAGUAGUUGAAUACGAUAUUAACGUUUACAGGUGAAAGUUGUAUGAAAUAGAGCGCAGUAAUAUAAAUAUAAAAAAAAAACUCACGUUAUUUCUUAUAUACGUUUCUUUGAUUUAAGUAUCAAAUGCGUUUGAAAAACCGAUUUAAUAGCGUUGGAAUUAAUAGCGGGGCAGCUUAAAUAUCGUUCUGUGUCGAAAUUGAUAUUACGCCACUUAGUCAUGACUACUUAAAGUCGCGAUAAUCUCUCGCACGCGGCAACAACCGUUCGUCGUAUCUAUGUAUAAUGGAGAGUCCACGAAAAUACGAAGUCGUAUUUUAUGGCGCAUUACCAGCGAAUACUUGCGCCUUAGCGACGUCAAAGGCGUGGAUAAUUGGCAGCAGCAGAAAAGCACGACAGUGCGAUCCUAGAACAAAGCGAGCGGGGCUGAAUAGCGAUUCGCUCUGGCGUUACAGAGUCGAGAUAUAAUAUCCGCUUAUGAAAUAAGACCGAUAAAUAGGUGAGUGCGCGCGAGCGCGCCUCUCUCGCCUCGGAGAGAUCCGACGAAAAUAAUUAAACCCGGCGGUGUGUUUUGCUGACUGGUGAAUUAUAUAUUGCGACUGUGUGCGAGGGCGAUUUAAUUAAGAGUAAGAUAGCCGUUUUCGGGCAAACAGCCGCUGUGCUCGUUACGGAUCCAAACCGAUCCGCGUUCAAGAUGUUACGCUCGCCGCGCGCGCAAAGCUCGGCGCGGAGUUAUUUAAUAAAUAAGUAUAAUACGUAAGAUUGUUUGUAAAUACGAUAGAUUGCGAGAGGUAGAAAGAGCAAAGAUAUAUGUGUAAGAGGAGUGUCGCGAAUCAAUGGGGCGCGUUUUCAGGUGCCGCCGACGCUUUCGUUUCCGUGUGUGACUUGGUCAUGGUUCUUUAAACGCGAGAACGUUACAUUCUACUAUCGACUGGCGCGCAUUAUAUUGCUCAGUUUCUCCGCUAAUCAAUUCCGCACGAGUUUGUUUUAAUCGUAUGCACGAUAGCAAAAUUUAUAUGCAAAUUCACCCAGUCCCGUUUGAUUCGUGGCAGACUGUCAGAGAUUUAGCGAAAACAUCCGCAUUCCGAAAGCAAUCAAACUUAUUGCAUUUACUCGCGU
Pseudomyrmex gracilis is the source of this 2058-nucleotide messenger RNA. RefSeq lists its product as uncharacterized. NCBI's taxonomy places the organism in Eukaryota, Metazoa, Arthropoda, Insecta, Hymenoptera, Formicidae. The transcript has 4 exons. Bases 345 to 602 code for a protein of 85 amino acids. The record is from RefSeq and is a predicted model, not a curated record.